ACGAAGACAACAGGCAAUGCUACAGUUUGAUCUUCAAUACUCAUACCAAGACUAAAGAGACAGAAAAUUAAGAGAAAUGGCCAGUUUCAUGUUGAGGUCUGUGGUUCCAAAGCUGCAAUGGGCUGCUUCUUCCUUGAAGCCACGCUCCAUGAACUCAAGGCUCCUUUUGAGCACCAACUCUGGGCCGAUGAGCGCUUCGGCGGCGAAUGCCGGCCGCGAGGUUAGGGACAGUGCAUCGAAUCUGCAAAACCAGUUGGGGAACAACAUGAAACAGGGCAACAAGGAAGCUAAGAGAACUGCAGAGGAUGUCAAGGACAAGGCUGCUUCUACUGCUGAGCAGGUAGGUCAGAAGACAAAAGAAGUAGCAAGCAAGGUCACUGAGAAGGCACAGGACCUUGGUGAGAAGACAAAGCAGACAGUUCAAGGUGCAUGGGAAGCUGCAAAGGAAACGACCCAGAAGAUCAAGGACACUGUUGUGGGGAAGGCGGAGGACGUCAAGGAGGCAGUCAAGGAAGAAGCAGAGAAUGUGAAGAGAAACAUCAACUCCAAGAUGUAAGCUCUUCAGCUGGUACUCAUUCAUCACCAACAAGCGCCACCUUCAUGUUCGUCUUCCACCAGUUUUCUUCAUAUCCAUCAUUGUUCUUCCACUUUUUUCAGAGUCAUCUUUAAAGUGACUAGUGAUGCUGGUUUUGUUGUUUGGGUUCAAGACCUUUUGUAGGAAGCAGUUGAAUGUCCCUAGUUUGGACUCUAUGUUCAAGUUGCAGCCAGACCAAGGAUUAGGAUCUGGGGUUCUCUCAGAACUACAACCGUGUUCUUGAGCUGUUGGAUCCUUCUCUGUUUUUGCAAUAAAUAUACUAAUUAAGAUUUUUUUACUUGUUUCA
Messenger RNA from Nymphaea colorata (pocket water lily), 881 nucleotides. RefSeq lists its product as uncharacterized. The coding region runs from base 77 to 556 and encodes 159 amino acids. The transcript has 2 exons. Lineage: Eukaryota; Viridiplantae; Streptophyta; Magnoliopsida; Nymphaeales; Nymphaeaceae. The record is from RefSeq and is a predicted model, not a curated record.